AUGGAUCAACUGGAAUAUUCGAGAAUUGUUGAAAUAUUAACAACAUGUUUAAAUUGUAAUAAUGAUGUUAGAAAAGCAGCCGAGGAUCAAUUAGUGCAUUUAAAAAAGCAACAGGGAUUCUCUAAAUAUUUAUUGGAGAUUUUUGGUGAUCAAAAUAUUUUUUAUGGUGCAAGACAUCUAGCAGCCAUUUCAUUUAAAUCUUUAGUUAUAGCUCAUUGGAAAAAAGGUAGUUUGUUUACAGAGGAGGAAAAAAAUAUAUACAGGGACAAAUUAUUAGUACUAUUAAAUAAUCCAAACGAAACUUGCACAGAAGGUAUCGAAAUUUUAGCAGUUUCAAUUGGAAAGAUUGCAAGAAAUGAUUAUCCAAGUCAAUGGCCAAAUCUCAUGAACGUAUUGUUGGAAAUAUUUGAAAAGUCUACAUCAGAUAGAGUUAAAAUUACAUCACUUAGAGUUAUUAAAUUUGUUAUUAAAGAAGUUGCAUCAAAAAGAUGGUUUGGUGAUAGAGAUUUUUUCACCCAGCUUUCAAAAAAUACAUUUGGAUAUUUUAUUAAUGUUUGGAAAGAUGGAACAAAAAAAUUAAUUGAAUUAUUAAUCAGUAGUCAAGAUUUGGGUCAAUACAAAACAUCAUUGAUAAUGUUAUUAAACUCAAUUACAAAGAUUUUAAGAAGAGUUGUCGAAUAUGGUUACACAGACUAUCAAUCAUCAGAAGAAAUUUGUAAAUACUACUUUGAUAUAUUUUCAAUUGUACCUGAAAUAAUGAAAUAUAGAUUAACAAUUAAAGAUUCAAGUGUAUUAGAGUUAAUUGAUAAGUUUGUUUUUUUAAAUCAAAAAAUUUUAUUAAGGUCACAACAUGUACAACCAUUAAGUUUUAUAAAAUUAUUAACACCAACAUUACAAUUUUUUUCAAAUCAAAUUUUAUUAUUUAAUCCACAUGAUACAAGUAAAAAAGAAUGGAAUUCAAGUAAACAAUUUUUGUUGGUAAUAACACAGGGUAUUAAUUUUAUGAGAGAGGUUGUAAACUGUUCCUCCUAUCAAAGUAGUUAUGACGACCCAGAUCAAGAUGAAAUAGAACGUAUUGGUACAUUAGCAGAAAAGAAUCAAAACAAAGAGCAUUUAACACCAAUUAAUUUGGCACAAAAUUCAAUUAAAGGGUUUUUUAAUCAUGACAAUCUUUCUUCUAUAUUAAAGGCAUUGGUAUCAAAUUGUUUAAUUAUUAAUAGUGAAGAAAUGGAAAGAUGGGAAUCGGAACCAGAGGAAUAUAUUCAAGAGUUACAGGUUGAAGAUGUUUAUUUUGAAUUAAAACCAGCAUCAUAUAAUUUAUUCAUCCUUUUAAUGAGACACUUCCACGAGGAUUGUGUGGAUAUUGUCAUUAAAAUGUUGGAAUACAUCACAUCACCAUCAUUCGACUCAAGACAAGUUCAACUAAAUACUGAACAGAUUUGUUUAAAAGAAGCUUGUUAUAUGACUAUUGGUUUGGGCUAUUAUGAUCUCAUUGAAAAAGUUAAUUUCAGUGAUAUCUUUUUAAAGGUUUUCGUUCCAGAGCUCCAAUCUACAGACCCACGUUUCAAGAUUAUCAAGCGUCGUAUUCUUUGGUUAGUUUGUUAUUGGAUUGGUAAAAUCCCAGAUCAAUUAAAAGAUGAUUUAGUACGUCUUCUUUUAGGAUUUCUUAAAGAUUCAGAUAUGGUAGUUGCAUUAACAGCUAUGGAUGCAGUAAAGUCAUAUAUUGAUGAUCUCGAAUUCGACUAUGUAGCCUAUCAGCCAUACCUUCAAGAUACAUUACAGUUAAUUAUUGGUCUUUUUAAUCGUACUUAUAGUGCCACUGCAAAGUCAAAUCUUUUAGCUGCUCUUGGUAUCAUUUUUAUAAAGUUCAACGAAAAUAUUAAACCAUUUACUCCACUCAUUUAUAAACUUUUCGAAAGCCUUUGGAAUAAUGGUGAGGAGGAGGCAAUGGUAAAGAGUGCUGUUUUACGUUCAUUCUCAUUCUUCCUUCAAGCUUUAAACAAUGAUCCAACUCUUUUCUUCCCAUUGCUUUUACCAAUUAUAAAUUUCUCAAUCUCUGAUAAAGAUAGCGUUCUCUAUUUAAGAGAGGAUGGUUUAGAGUUAUGGUUCCAAACCAUGGUACGUGUUCCAAGCCUCAAUUCAAGUAAUACCGCAUUGCUCGAGCUAUUUAACCAUUGGCCAACUAUUAUGAGCGAAACUUUAGAAUUUGGUGAGCAGUGUUUCAAGAUACUUGAUACAUACCUUUUAUUGGGUCAAAUCGAUUUCCUUCGUUUCUAUGGCUCUAAAGUUUCAUAUACAAUCGAAAGUGUUUUGGACGAAUCUUUCCAUGAUUGGUAUGAAAGGGUUAUUAAAUCAAUUGAUAGAAUACUUCAAAUUGUGCAACCAACUACAGAUGCAAUCAUUAUGUUAGAAGCAUGUAUCAACAAAAUAUUAAAAAUGGUUAUUUGUGGCAACGAAGAGGAUAACAGUAUUGUGAUGGUAGAUUAUUUAUCAGUAUUUUCAAGAAUUUUAACAAUGGACCCAACUGCAUUUUUCAAAAUUUUAGACCAUAUACCACUUCAAUACUUUAAACAGGAUAGCGAGGAUGAUUCACUUGGUUCAAAACCAAUACCAACAACAAGAAAAGAGUUAUAUAGCACAUUCUUUGAUACUUAUUUUGAAAUGAUUGAUAGAACAGGCUCAUUAGAACAAAGAAAAUUAAUAGGUAUUGGUUUAUCAAAUCUUUUAACAGUCCCAAGAGAAGAGGUUUUGGAAUUAUUAGGCACAAUUAUUUCAAUGGUUGUAGGGGUUAGAGGUGAUCUUGUCGAUGUCACUCAAGAUUCAUAUUGUAAUGAUGGUACAGUUCUCUCUCAAGAAACUAGUGGUGUUCAAAUUCAAGCUGAUAAAAUAUUUAAUAAUGAUCCAAUAAACAAAAUUAAUCUUUCAACUUAUUUAUAUCAAAAAAUUCAAGAAUCCUCAAAUGUUUUUGGAAUUCAAAAUUUUGAAAAUGCAAUUAAAAAUGUUCACCCAUCAGUUUUAGAAUUAGCUAAACCACCACCACAAUAA
Dictyostelium purpureum is the source of this 3045-nucleotide messenger RNA. RefSeq lists its product as uncharacterized. NCBI's taxonomy places the organism in Eukaryota, Evosea, Eumycetozoa, Dictyosteliales, Dictyosteliaceae. Gene Ontology annotation, cellular component: cytosol; nuclear envelope. Gene Ontology annotation, molecular function: small GTPase binding. The coding region runs from base 1 to 3045 and encodes 1014 amino acids. The record is from RefSeq and is a predicted model, not a curated record. Gene Ontology annotation, biological process: protein import into nucleus. The transcript is spliced from 4 exons.